Molecule: messenger RNA, 7292 nt
Organism: Lepisosteus oculatus (spotted gar)
Lineage: Eukaryota; Metazoa; Chordata; Actinopteri; Semionotiformes; Lepisosteidae
Source: RefSeq, a predicted model, not a curated record
UUCUGUUUUGUGCUUUACGGAGAUACAACAAGGAUAGCCUCUCACCUACUGUAUUUACACGCAGAUAAAUGUUUUCUUUUCGGCAGUUGCCCGAGGAACCUCCCGGAUGCGGGAAAUGGACUCCUAACGGCCGUUGCUCGUGCAGCAGCUCCCCGGCAGCCAUGAACCACACACCUAGUCCCCACAUGACUGAAGCUAGCAGGUCGGGGGGGAGUCUCCUGUCCGGCCUGGGCCCGCCUCCAGACCGCAUGCGCUCCCCGGACAGCCUGACCACCUCCAGCCCCAAGAGCGGCACCCCCAACUCCAGCCCCCCCCUGCUGCUGUCGCCGGGGGUGUGCGUGGGCGAGGGGGGCGACUGGGAGAGCCGCGAGGAGCUGCGCCUGCGGGAGCUGGAGGAGGCCCGGGCCCGGGCCGCCCAGAUGGAGAAGACGAUGCGCUGGUGGUCCGACUGCACGGCCAACUGGAGGGAGAAGUGGAGCAAGGUGCGGGCCGAGCGCAACAAGGCCCGGGACGAGGUGCGCCAGCUGCGCCAGCGGCUGGACGCCCUGACCAAGGAGCUGACGGGCCUGCGCCGGGAGCGGCAGGAGCUGUCCAACGAGAACGAGCAGCUGCGGCAGGAGGCGGGGCGGCUGCGCGCUGUGGCCUUGGAGAUGGAGAGGGAGGGCGAGGGCCUGGGCUCUCCCGAGCAGGAGCCCGUUCGGGACGUGGGCACGGAGAAGCCCGACAAGAACAAGGAGAUGGAGCUGCUGGAGUCCCUGCUGCGGGCGAAGGCAGAGGGACCGGACAGCUGGGAUGGGCGCAGUGCCAGCAGCCUCCGUUCCGCCCUCAGCCGCCAGGACCGCAACCGCCUGCUCUGGGAUGACAUCACCAUCCUAGAGGAAGACACCAGCAAGGUUACCGCCCUCCAGCUGCGCCUCGACGAAUCACAGAAGGUCCUGCUCAAGGAAAGAGAGGACAAGCUGUCUCUCAGCAAGAACAUCGAGAAGCUGGAGACGGAGCUCAGCCAGUGGAAACUUAAAUACGAAGAGCUUAAUAAGUCCAAACAGGAGGCUCUGAAGCAGCUCAACCUGCUGAAGGAGGUGCACCAGGACGAGCUGGGCCGCAUGUCGGAGGACCUGGAGGAUGAGCUGGGGGCCCGCUCCAGCAUGGACAAGAAACUGGCCGAGCUGCGUGUGGAGAUGGAGCGGCUCCAGGCGGAGAACGCGGCGGAGUGGGGCCGGCGGGAGCGCCUGGAGACGGAGAAGCUGACGCUGGAGCGCGACAACAAGAAGCUGAGGGGGCAGAUCGAGGACCUGGAGGAGCAGCUGGCCCGCAAGCGCAGGCAGGCGGCCAGCGCCCUGGACACCGACCUCAAGAGCAUCCAGAGCGAGCUCUUCGAGAGGAACAAGGAGCUGGCCGACAUGCGCCACGUGCACUCCAAGCUGAAGAAGCAGUACCAGGAGAAGAUGGCGGAGCUGGCCCAUGCCAACCGGAGGGUGGAGCAGCACGAGGGCGAGGUGAAGAAGCUGAGGCUGCGGGUGGAGGAGCUGAAGAAGGAGCUGGCACAGGCCGAGGACGAGCUUGACGAGGCUCAUAAUCAGACCAGAAAGCUGCAGAGGUCUUUGGACGAGCAGGUAGAACAGACUGAGAACCUGCAGGUCCAGCUGGAGCACCUUCAAUCCAGGCUGCGGCGACAGGUGAACCCCAGCCUCUUUGGAAAGAUGAGGAGCUCCCUCUUCAGCCCCGAGGAGCCCGACGAGCUGCCCAGCGACCCGGACGAGGAAGAGGAGGCCCUGCAGAUCCAGAUUCCCUAGGAGAGAAUCCGAGCAGCGGGAAGAUAGGCAGGCGGAGGACCGGCGACCACAGCAGACGUGGCUAGCCCAGGUCUGUGUCGAACAAGCACACACUGCGCUUAUUGUAGCCUUUAGCCUCACAGACACCCACAGGAUCACCAGCACUGGGGCAGGAGGACUUUUUGUCUCCAAGACCCCAGUCCUAGAGGAUCGGUGGCCAGAGAAGAUCUGAGCUCUGCUGACGGAGUGCCGAUUCCAGAGCUCGGCUGUUGCAGAGGAAGAGCAUUGCCCUGCCAGGGGCGGGGGGUCCAUCUUCUCUUCUUAGCUACUCACUUCACUCCUAAGACUCUUGUGGGCCUUUCUGCUUACUUGGCUCCCUGGAUCGUCUUUCUUUCUCCACUUCGGCACGGCUGGGGGAAGAGUUCUCUCUCCUUUCUUUUGUUUGUCCAAAAACUGUGAGGAUGCCUGAAAAUGUAAAAAUGCUUGUGAGGGAAUUUUAAAGAAGGCUCACAGUGUGCCCCCCCCACACCACCAAGCCUCACUCCCUUCAUUUGACACGGGGACAUUGGACUUGAUUCUGCAGCGCCCCCUUGAGGAGAACGCCCGUCUUGCAACUCCGCACGUGUUUUUGUCAUCACCAGGUUCUCUCAGGGGAAUAUUGGAAACAGUCAGAUACAAGUAUAAUACGAGCAGCUCGCGUUUCAACAGAUUUCAAAUUUCCUAAACUUACAAAAAAAAUGUAAUCAAAAGAACGGGCAGACGUCUGAAGAAAUGACGCGAUAUCCAAAAGCAAUAAGACAAUUCCUUCCCCCAGACACUGUAGUUAAAGCCAUUCCUGGGGACCAAGCUAUUUGCAAUGGUUAUAGCUGAAAUUAUUUAUCUUUUUUUUUUUAAUGAAUUGUACUACAUUUUUCUAUUUAGCUUCAUAAAUAUUGUAUGUUAGCUGGUUUGUGUAGUACUGUAAAGUGCUGGUGUUAUCUGCCGGGGGUGCUCUGAUGCUCUGAAGCUGUGGUGUGACAUCACUGAGGUCUUGCUAGGGGGGUCAGUGCCACACCCUUUUCAAGCACAUUUGUUUGUGCUAAUUGUAGGGAAUAGUACAAUAGCUUUCUAAAAGUGCAUUGUUUAUGUAAACCAUCCAGGCCAGGCAAGUUAGACCUGGUGAAGCGGAUUUUAUAGGGAGAGAAACUCUCUUCAGUAUGGUUGUGGAGCAGGUUAUCAAGUCCCCUCAGUCGCCAAUGUGGAAAAUGUCAUCUCUGGUCUGGGAAGCAGGGUCAUUGGCGACAAACCUCUUCACGCGAUGGACGUUGCUAUGGAAACGAACCAAAAAAUCAGGCCAAGGAGGGCAGUGGAAAGCUUGAGAAGCAUCAAGAGCUGUCGUACUUUAAGAUUUUCUUUAAUGUAUGUGGAAGUGAUUUCUAAAGGACUCUAAUUGGAAUUGCCUUUUUUUCCUGUGGCAAAGAUGGGCUGUUUUUCUCCUUUUUGUGAUGUUUGUUUGUUGUUGGCCUUGUAAUUUCCCCAUCAGUGGUCGUCCAGCUGCUGUUGCAGCUGUGAUCUCUCCUGUCGAUUGUGUCCUACUAGGCAGUGGGUGCUAUCCCACACCCUCUGGGGUGAAAGUCGCAGGGAGAGCGACUGUCAGCAGACUCCUUGUUCUUACCUCAGCCAGGCCGCUGGCACUGCAGUCGCACCCUGCCAGGCAGGUUGUAGGACAAAGAAGAGAAUUCAGAGAAGUUAUUCCCUAGUUUGUUUGUGCAUUUUUCAUCCUCUCCUAGUAAGUCUCUGGCUGUGGUCCCUCUAGGUGCUAUUUUUUGCUCUCAGCUUUUUCAGUGGGGGUCACAACUGAUAAGAGUGCUGUGUGUCAUUCUCUUUAAGGCUUUUUCAGGCUGUGCUCAGUGUCUAUGACAACGACGUCUUUCAGACACAUUCUAGACUUUGACAUUUCAUGGGGUGCAGAAUCACUACAAAGCCAGAAGCUACAAGGAACUCCAAUCCCAUAGCUGUUCAAGUUCACAAAGCUUUCAUGUCCAGUCAGCAUUUGUACUAAAUUAAUGGGCGAAUGUUUUCCUUCUAAGGAAUUAGAGGAGAUGUGUUUUUACUCAGAGUACACAGGGAGUAUGAAGCAUCAGACCUGCUGGUCCUUGUUAUAAGCACCAUCAGUAAAAGAGCUUCAAAUGAAGAAGAACUGGGGACCAGUCCCAGCUUUUCCAAUUCUGUCUAGAAACCUUUCCUUCUUUAAUGGACAGUUUGAGUGGGAGAAAACUGUUGCUGAUCUUCACCCUGGACUCAAGGGCCAGGCUAACUCCCACCAGCUCUCUCCUGAACUGAAUGAAAUAAUGUUGAAGAUUUUAAGGAAAGCAAAGUGAAUGAGUAAAAUGAGAAAAAAGAAGUUGAAAAAGAAAAUGGAUAUAGAAGAACCUACAGAAGGAGUUGGGAUCCCCAUUACCAAUUCAGUCAUCCUGUGGGUCAUCCGCUGUGCAAUUCGAGGUCAGCUUUCAGUUUCACAGUUGGUCACUUUCUAAGAAAAGCAAUAAUAAAAGCUGACCCCUCCGUUUGUCCGGUAGAAAAUCUUUCCAUUUCCCUGAAUCUUCUUUGUAGGAGUCCUAAUGCUGUUGUUUCAUUAAAAGGUGAGGGUUCUUGUGGCUUUGUGAACGGAGCACUUUAUAGGCCACAAUGGAGGACUUGUAUAGUUACACAGCAUGGAGCAAUGGGAUCCCUCUGCGGACAUAAGAAAAUCUCAGGAGAAGCUGCAUCUGCUUCCUCAUGGCCAUGCCAAUGGCUAACCCAUUUUCUUCUCCUCAGUCCACUGGUACAGAUACUCACAAGGACGGGCAGUACGAGAUGACAGAUUAGGCAGCAGGAGUUGAGAGACUGCUGGCAACCCAAACUGAUAGGAAGAAACUGAAAUGAGAUUUUCAGUUGUGUGUGCGGUUAAAUGAAAAAAACAAGUGACAAGCUCCACUUCUUGUGGUAAAAAUAAGCAAGGAUUGCUGAAGUACAUCGAUAUAAGUCGUGAUGGUUUAAAUGGUUCCCUGAAUCUUCCAAGUCAGACUUCAUCACAUCAUAUUACUCAGAAUGUGUCACUGUGCACAAUUGAGCUCUUAUUUACACCUGUGGUUCAUCUCCCCCUUCCUCCCAGAUUCAAGGUUGGUGGUAUUUUUGAUUUGUCCCUUGGUGGCUGUUUUGAUACAUUUUGGGGAAGGUCCAAGCUUUAGAACUGGACCUGAAUCCACCAAGAUAAUUAUAAGACAAGAAGCUGCGAUUUGAAAAGUUGAAUGUUUUCAUUGUUACUGUUAAUAUUUACAUAGCUCUUCUUUAUUUUAAUAAAUUCCUUUUGUAGGUUUGUACUUAAAAAAAGGGUGUAAAAGAUACGUUUUACCAAGUCCUGUUUAUUUAUAUUUUAGCCCUGGAUCUCCUCAGUGGAUCUUGAAAUGCUGAGUAUUUUAUUUUAUACAUAGUUGGGGUGUGCUUUUUGUAAAAUGUGCUCUUGAAAGGGAAUCCUUUGUGUCAGCAAAGCAGGUUCUGGGAAAUUUGCAAGCUCACAGGUGCUGGAGCACAGUGUGGUCUUGGGAUUAUUGUGGAAGCUGAAAGCCAAAACUGGGGUUCUGUCAAAAUUUGGAAUGUUUCAAGAUGCUCUCCGAUCCUGGUGUCCAGCAUAUGAUUCUGUAUUUAAUCCUUCAACAGAAAAUGAAAUCAAAAUGCUUUUGUUUGGUUGAGAGCUAAUAGUUUUCUUUAACCAUCAAGAAGGAGCUCUCUGUGUAUUUUUCAGUAGUGCUUUUUGAGUGGUUUGACGAGUACAAUGUUUUCCAACAAAAUAAGACCCUAACUCAUCCCAUUUCAUGUACCACAUGGUGCUUAUUUCUUAGACAUACUGUAGCACGUUUUAUGAGAUCAUCUCAAGGCUUUUUAAAAUAACAAAACAAAGUCUAAACAUUAGAUGCACUUUGUACUAUAUUAAACACCAAAAUUAGCAGAAUUCCCAAUACGGGCAUUACAGGUAAAAUAGCACAGUUACAUUUUGUAACAUUGACCAUAAGGCAGUUUAAGCAAGAGUCUGAAUACAGAUAAAUGGACACCCCUGGCUUUUUUCCCACAAGUUGUCUUUCUAAAUGAUGACAUCAGAUCUUGGGUCUACUCACCCAGUGCAUUCCCUAGACGUGUGAAGUCCUGCUUUAUGCCAUGCUUUAUCCCUGGUGUCCCAGUGUUUAACAGAAGCAUUGUUUAAUUGAUUACUUUCUAACCCCAGAAUGGUCAUUUAUUGCAUUACAGGCUAGUGUUUUGGGAAAAAUAUUUUUUUUAAUAUAAUUUGAUCCAUUACAUGUAAAAGUUACUUGUGGUAAGGGAUUACUUUUUAAAAUGAAUAAGAUGGGGGGGGGAUUAUUGUAAAAAGUCAUCUGUAAUAUCAGUGUAUGUCUAUGUGAAUUGUUAAUUUAAUAUAAUCCCUUGUAUACAUUACAAGUGUAGUGGAUUACAUUUUAAAGUUACUUUGCCCAGCACUGGUCUUGUACCACAGGUCACUAACUUGUUAAAAACGGACAUGCUAAGACACUUCAUACAUCUUCAGUUUUGGCUCAAAUCAGCGUUUUUAAAGCAGUGCUUCAUUAGAUGCACUGUCUUUGUUUCCAUUCCACGGCUAUUGACAACCAGUGCCAGAAUUUGUACCUGGAGGGAUAUUUGUAGCAGGUAAAGCUGCAAAAGAAAGAUGAUCCAAAAAGAAGGUGAUCUUUAGGCUCUGUAGGUGACACUUAUACAUUUAUAAGCAGCAUGUGGCUUAAUCAUUCCUCAAACUUUUGAAAGGUUUCUGUCAUUAGUUUUGAGCGACUGACAUUUUGCUUCUGCUGGGGUGCAUGCAGAGAGGGCCUGAACACCGUGAUUUAACCUCUUGUCACUUGAUUUCAAUAAUUUCAAUUAUUUGGCCUUCCCUACUGGAAGACUGCUGUGUAGAAUAUCCUUAAAUGAGUGUGUAAUGGCCUCAUGUGCUAUUAUUUCAGCCCUGUUCCAAGGACUGCAAAAUGGUAAAAUUAACACUUGUAGAAUCCUAUUCCUUCUCCUAAUCUCCAUGUGCUUUUUAGGAAUCUUUUCAAAAGCACCAGGCAGUACCUUGGAGAUUGUUUUGUAGCCCUUUUGCUGAAGGAUAGAAUCACCACUUACAAAGCUUAGGCUAAAGAACCAGGAAGUCUAUAAUCAUUGCCUCUUAAGUGUUCUUUUUUUUUUUUUCAACCUGGGCAGGUGCUAUUUUCCCCUCUUCAUACGGUAAUUGCCCCCACCCCUCCAUUUUGGAGUACAAAUAUUGUUAGUUAAUUCUUUUAGUUAACUAACUGAGUUAGUUAACUGAGCUUUUAACGAAAAGACCUGUUUUCCUGACACAAGCUUUCCUUUUUACAGAGCGUGAUACUAAAAAUUACUAAUCCCUUAUACUAUGGUGUGUUACAUACAGUACCUUUGGGGAAAAAAUAUAUUUUUACAAUUUUUACAUGGUGUUUUGAAUUCAUGUAUCAUUCUCUAAAUAAAAAUCAUGUCCCUGAA